Syzygium oleosum is the source of this 705-nucleotide messenger RNA. Its product is annotated as probable pectinesterase 29. The transcript is spliced from 4 exons. Gene Ontology annotation, molecular function: pectinesterase activity. Lineage: Eukaryota; Viridiplantae; Streptophyta; Magnoliopsida; Myrtales; Myrtaceae. The record is from RefSeq and is a predicted model, not a curated record. The coding region runs from base 1 to 705 and encodes 234 amino acids. Gene Ontology annotation, biological process: cell wall modification.
AUGGUGCAAAAAGCCGUCGACUCCAUCCCGGCGCCGAACAGCGUCUGGACUCGUAUCCUGGUCAGGCCCGGCAUUUACAAGGAAAAGGUUUCGAUACCUUCGGACAAGCCAUGCAUAGUCCUCGAAGGGAACACGGAAAGGGACACCAUCAUUGAGUGGAGCAGCGCCGGUGAAGUUGAUCAAAGCGCUACCUUCACGCUUUAUGCGGAUAAUUUCAAAGCCAAAAAUAUAGGAUUCAAGAAUACCUACAACGAAUUGACACGACGUGGAGAUUUGAAUUCGAUCAAGCCUGCCCCGGCGUUCCAAGUAACGACGGACAAAGUCUCGUUCUAUAGUUGCGCGUUCAUCAGCGUGCAAGACACACUGUCAGACUACCAAGGACGUCACUACUUUGACUCCUGCUACAUCGAGGGUGCCGUGGAUUUCAUCUGGGGAGGCGGCCAAUCCAUUUAUCAGGGCUGCAAGAUAAACGCAAGCACGGCUAUCCUAGGCGGAUUAGCGGGCUAUAUCACGGCUCAGGGCCGCAACGGCUUGAAGGACCCUAGCGGGUACGUCUUCGAUCGGUGUUACGUGGUGGGGACGGGGCCCGUCUACCUCGGAAGGGCGUACAGGCCGCACGCAAGAGUUGUGUUUCACAGGGCAGGUCUUUCAAACAUCAUAGUACCGAAGGGAUGGGAUCCCUGGUUAUAUGCCAAUGAAGAGUAA